This is a messenger RNA of Nilaparvata lugens (brown planthopper), 485 nucleotides long. Its product is annotated as 39S ribosomal protein L19, mitochondrial-like. The coding region runs from base 170 to 472 and encodes 100 amino acids. NCBI's taxonomy places the organism in Eukaryota, Metazoa, Arthropoda, Insecta, Hemiptera, Delphacidae. The record is from RefSeq and is a predicted model, not a curated record. The transcript is spliced from 3 exons.
UUUCUGUAUUUUAGGCAGCGUAUUAGCUGUUACAUCGUCACACAUUCAUGCACAGAAGAAAGUAAGCCGCUUUGUGGGUAUUUGCAUUCAGAGGCUGGGAUGUGGUCUCAGAUCUCGAUUCGUGCUGAGAAAUAUCAUCGACAAUCUAGGUUGCGAGAUAGAGUUCUUCAUGUACGACCCUACCAUACAAAAGAUAGACGUUUUGAAGUUGGAGAAACGUCUUGAUAAGGACCUGCAGUACUUGAGGGAUGCUCUCCCUGAAUAUAGUACGUUUCCCCUGGAUAUGGAGCCUGUACCACUGCCUGAAGGAUCUCCGGUGCCUGUUAAUGAUAUCAAGGUCAAAAUGAAAGGUAAACCCUGGACGCAAAAAUGGGAAAAGAAAGGAUUGCUAGGCGUGGAGAAAUUGGAAAUAUCCGAGAAGAAUCUGAUCAGAUUGGCCAGGGCUGCCAAACCUGGGAGAAGCAUGACUUGAUGCUCGAAUACAG